AUGACAUUGCCACCAAGUCUUGCAGUGGACAGUCCACGUAUCGUGUGCAGACUGAAGAAAUCAUUAUAUGGUUUGAAACAAGCUAGUAGACAAUGGUAUGAAAAAUUGGUCAGCAGUCUUUGUUCAAAAGGAUACAUACAUUUAGAUAGUGACUAUUCACUAUUUUAUAAGAGGAAGGGAGCUUCUUUGGUGUUUGUUGCCAUAUAUGUAGAUGAUGUGAUCUUAACUGGAACUGAUUUGGAGGAAAUCAAUUCUUUGAAAUCCUUUUUGCAUGAUCAGUUCAAAAUAAAGGAUCUAGGUAGACUACACUACUUUUUGGGGUUAGAAAUAUUGUACAGGCCUGAUGGAGUUCUCAUUUCACAAAGGAAGUUCACCACUGACCUCUUGAAGGAAUUUGAUUCUUUCGACUGUAAAGUUGCAGCCUCACCCCUUGAUUGUACUGAAAAGUUGAAGGCCACAGAUGGGAAGCUAUUGUCUGAUCCUACCUAUUACAGGAAGUUGAUAGGAAAACCUAACUUUCUUACAAAUACUAGGAUGGAUAUAGCUUAUAGUGUGCAGCAUCUCAGCCAAUUUAUGCAAACACCCAGAGAACCACACUUGAAAGCAGGUUAUCAUGUUCUUCGAUACUUGAGACAAGAUCCUACAAUAGGAAUCUUCAUUUCAAACAAACCUGACCUUACUGUUAGUGCCUAUUGUGACUCAGACUGGGCUGCUUGUCCUGAUUCAAGAAAGUCAGUUAGUGGUUAUCUAGUGCUUAUGGGUUAUAGUCCUAUCAGUUGGAAGUCUAAGAAACAAGCCACAGUUUCUUUAUCCUCUGCAGCAGUAGAAUACAGAGCUGUGAGACUGGUAGUAGGAGAGCUGGUUUUCUGUGAUAGUCAAGCUGCAGUACACAUUGCCAAGAAUCUAGUUUUUCAUGAAAGGACAAAACAUAUAGAGAUCGAUUGCCAUUUUGUUAGGGACAAACUUCAACAAGGCCUGAUCACACUUCACCAUAUUUCCACUGAUUCACAGUUGGCAGACAUUUUUACAAAGGCUUUGACUGGAGUUAAACAUACUACACUAUUAACCAAGUUGUCUGUUGUGGUGGUAGUGGUAGUGGGUUUAGGUCUGUUGACAUUGCUCCAAGGCCAUGUGGAAGUGGUUGUUGUUGGUAAUGAUGAUGGAAAUGAAGGUGUUAGGGAUGCAACCAUUGUUCAAUGGACAUGUGGGGUGGGGGUUGUUCUUGUUGUUGUUGGAAUACUAAUAGUGCUUUUUGGAAAUCCAUAG
This is a messenger RNA of Solanum tuberosum (potato), 1266 nucleotides long. RefSeq lists its product as uncharacterized. The transcript has 3 exons. The coding region runs from base 1 to 1266 and encodes 421 amino acids. The record is from RefSeq and is a predicted model, not a curated record. Lineage: Eukaryota; Viridiplantae; Streptophyta; Magnoliopsida; Solanales; Solanaceae.